CUUCAGGCGACGAGAUGAAGUAUCUCUUCUCUCCCAGGAACCGUUUCUCUACCUGGAGACAGCUGUGGCUCUGGCUCGCCGAGGCCGAGAAAGAGCUCGGUUUGCCGAUCUCCGACGAAGCCAUUGAGCAAAUGAAGGCCCACCUCACUAUUCAGGACGACGAAUUCAAGGUUGCCGCUGAGGAGGAGAAGCGCCGUAGACACGAUGUCAUGGCUCACGUCCACGCCUAUGGCCAGGUCGCUCCUGCCGCUGCCGGAAUCAUCCACUGGGGCGCCACCUCCUGCUACUGCACCGACAACGCAGACUUGAUCUUCCUCCGUGACGGACUCGAUAUCCUCAUCCCCAAGCUUGCUGUCGUCAUUGACAAGCUGUCUGCCUUCGCUAAGCAGUACAAGGACCUGCCCUGCCUGGGUUUCACCCACGGACAGCCCGCUCAGCUUGUUACCGUCGGAAAGCGUGCCUCCCUGUGGAUCCAGGACUUGCUCAUGGACCUGAAGAACCUUGAGCGGGCUCGCGAUGACCUGCGCUUCCGUGGUGUCAAGGGUACCACCGGUACUCAGGCCUCUUUCCUCCAGAUCUUCGAGGGCAACCAUGACAAGGUUGAGCAGCUGGAUGAGCUGGUCACCGAGAAGGCUGGUUUCAAGUCUGCGUACAUCAUUUCUGCCCAGACCUACUCCCGUAAGAUUGAUGUCGAUGUUGGCAAUGCCCUCGGAUCUUUCGGCUCUACCUGCGAGCGCAUUGGCAUUGACAUCCGUCACUUGGCCAUGCUGAAGGAGGUCGAGGAGCCCUUCGAAAAGGACCAGAUUGGUAGCAGUGCUAUGGCUUACAAGCGUAACCCCAUGCGGUCCGAGCGUCUGUGCUCUCUCGGAAGACACCUUCAGAACCUCCCCAAGGAUGCUCUGGACACCUAUUCUGCUCAGUGGUUCGAGCGCUCUCUCGAUGACAGUGCUAUCCGCCGUAUCAGCAUCCCCGAACUCUUCCUUUCGGCCGAUGCCUGUCUCAUCCUUCUGAACAACGUCACCUCCGGCUUUGUUGUUUACCCUGAAGUCAUCAGACGCCAUGUCAACGAUGAGCUGCCCUUCAUGGCCACUGAGAACAUCAUCAUGGCCUGUGUGAAGAAGGGUCUGUCCCGUCAGGACGCCCACGAGGAAAUCCGUGUCCUCUCCCACCAAGCUGCUGACAACGUCAAGAAGCUCGGCUUGAACAACGACCUGCUCGACCGCGUCCGUCGCACUGCUUUCUUCGCCCCCAUCCUGGAUGAGCUUGAUGCUCUCCUUGACCCCAGCACCUUCGUCGGCCGUGCUCCCCAGCAGGUUGAGAAGUUCCUCUCCACCGAAGUGAAGGAGGCUCUUAAGCCCUACGAGGCCCAGGUCGCCAAGGCCGAGACCUCUGCCCUCUACGUAUAGAUUUUUCCCGCACGGGCGCACAUAUAGACACGUCAUGGAGUUAUACCGAGCGGGCAGGCCGGACAGGAGCGAAUUGGCGUUUUCUUCCUCCACAAUCUCCCUACACAAAAGCGAAAUCUAGUCAUGCGACAUGCCAGCGAAAUCUGUUCCAAAGUACCUUGAUUUGACUAAAAAGGGAAGAAAUCUAAAAAAGGCCGUUUUAGCAGAUUCCAGCAGUCUAAAAGACCAUGUGUAUAGAUAAUAUAAUUGAUGAAAUGAUAUGAGAUGUUAAUAAUGCAC
Aspergillus vadensis CBS 113365 is the source of this 1685-nucleotide messenger RNA. It is a transcript of the gene ade13, whose product is annotated as adenylosuccinase ADE13. Bases 15 to 1406 code for a protein of 463 amino acids. NCBI's taxonomy places the organism in Eukaryota, Fungi, Ascomycota, Eurotiomycetes, Eurotiales, Aspergillaceae. Gene Ontology annotation, biological process: 'de novo' AMP biosynthetic process. Gene Ontology annotation, molecular function: (S)-2-(5-amino-1-(5-phospho-D-ribosyl)imidazole-4-carboxamido) succinate lyase (fumarate-forming) activity; N6-(1,2-dicarboxyethyl)AMP AMP-lyase (fumarate-forming) activity. The record is from RefSeq and is a predicted model, not a curated record. Gene Ontology annotation, cellular component: cytosol. The transcript has 8 exons.